Symbiodinium necroappetens is the source of this 803-nucleotide messenger RNA. The record is from the annotation of a GenBank genome assembly. NCBI's taxonomy places the organism in Eukaryota, Dinophyceae, Suessiales, Symbiodiniaceae.
GAGUGAAGGAGCUCCCUGACCUCAUGGGCAAGCUUGAUGAGAUGGGUCUGACACACGAGUACAUCGCCUACCGCGAACGAUACAUGGCAUGGCGGACCGGGGAUGCCCAUGGAGCAGACGGGGAGCUACGAGCAGAUAUGCAUCAGAAAGCAGCAGGGUUCGGCUUCUGGUACCCCUCUCUGGAGGUGUGGCAGUGGCGAAGGACUUUAUCCUACUGGAUUGCAGUGACAUUCUUCGAAGGUUCAAUCUUCUUUACGCUUUCCUCGUUCCUUUGGUGCUAUGCAGAGGAGCUUGGCACCAUGAAGCCAGCCCUGACGAAGUGGGGCUACGUAGGUGGAAAGAUCAACUUCAUUGUAUGCACUUACCUGAUGUGCAUUGAAACGAUCAAUCUGACGGCCGACCACGAGCAGCAGAGGCGAACAACCAUCGACAAGCUCACAGGCUCAGCUGUUGCCGGAGGGGCGUCCUCGUCGGAAGACGAGUCCACAACCCAUGACAUCGACGAAGAUCUAUCAGAAUCGGACGGCCCAGGCUGGGAAUGCCUGGGUGAGGGCGAGGGGCAGAGGCGGAAGACUGCACUCCAUGCCGACCGCUUCUACCUGAAUCCGUUCCGUGCGCAGAAGGCGCUGAGAAACCUGAAGAGAUUGGGUUGUGGACCAUGGCCUUAUUGGGCGUCUCUGAUCUAUCUCUUAGGCGUCGUUGCUUUCACCGUAGGCUUGGUGGCAGAGUUUUGCACCUUCCUGCCCCACGACGUGAUGGAAUGGACGCUGCUGACUCUCAGCAGGUUUUUUCGAGCUCUUUAA